CGGCGGCCGGGACCGGGACGAUGACUCUGGAGUCCAUGAUGGCGUGUUGCCUGAGCGACGAGGUGAAGGAGUCGAAGCGCAUCAAUGCGGAGAUCGAGAAGCAGUUGCGGCGGGACAAGCGCGACGCCCGGCGCGAGCUCAAGCUGCUGCUGCUCGGCACGGGCGAGAGCGGGAAGAGCACGUUCAUCAAGCAAAUGCGCAUCAUCCACGGCGCCGGGUACUCGGAGGAGGACAAGCGUGGCUUCACCAAGCUGGUCUACCAGAAUAUCUUCACCGCCAUGCAGGCCAUGAUCCGAGCCAUGGACACGCUCAAGAUCCUCUACAAGGACGAGCAGAAUGAGGCCAAUGCGCUGCUGCUCCGGGAGGUGGACGUGGAGAAGGUGACGACCUUCGAGCACCAGUACGUCAGUGCCAUCAAGACUCUGUGGGGCGACCCCGGCAUCCAGGAGUGCUACGACCGGCGGCGAGAGUACCAGCUCUCCGACUCUGCCAAGUACUACCUGACUGACGUGGACCGCAUUGCCACCUCGGGCUACCUGCCCACACAGCAGGACGUGCUUCGGGUGCGCGUGCCCACCACCGGGAUCAUCGAGUACCCCUUCGACCUGGAGAACAUCAUCUUCAGGAUGGUGGAUGUGGGCGGACAGAGGUCUGAGCGCCGGAAGUGGAUACACUGCUUCGAGAACGUGACAUCCAUCAUGUUUUUGGUGGCCCUCAGCGAGUACGACCAGGUCCUGGUGGAGUCGGAUAAUGAGAACCGCAUGGAGGAGAGCAAGGCGCUGUUCCGGACUAUCAUCACCUACCCCUGGUUCCAGAACUCCUCCGUCAUCCUCUUCCUCAACAAGAAGGAUCUGCUGGAGGACAAGAUCCUCUGCUCGCACCUGGUGGACUACUUCCCCGAGUUCGACGGGCCGCAGCGGGACGCGCAGGCAGCGCGCGAGUUCAUCCUGAAGAUGUUCGUGGAUCUGAACCCCGACAGCGACAAGAUCAUCUACUCGCACUUCACUUGUGCCACCGACACGGAGAACAUCCGCUUCGUGUUCGCAGCCGUCAAGGACACCAUCCUGCAGCUCAACCUGAAGGAGUACAACCUGGUGUGACCGCUGCGCUCUGGGUGACUGCGGGAACAGCGCCGCCUCCUCUCCACCCGCGCCUCCCUCCCGGGGCGGGCGGCCACCUUGACUUGUGGCUCGACUUUUUUUUUCUAAAAAAAUGAGAAAAAUGAGAAAAAAUGACACAGCUGAGACGCCGGUGUGCCCGUGCCCGGGACACCGCCCUCGUCCCUGUGGGCCCUCCUGCACUGGGACGCGGUGUGGGUGUGGGCGGGAGCCGCGCUGCCUCGUCCUCCUGUUAAGUUAUUGUGCCCGCCCCCGCCCUGCGUCCCCCACUCCAAGAAGCGGGGGUGGCGCCACCAGGCUGCCCACCCCGGGAAGUGCCUAAAUUUUUUUUUCUUUUUUGAGGAAAAGAGUAAAACCAAUUCACCUGGCUUUGUGGGUCUCAGAAACCCCCAAGUCCAUCACGGUGCCCAAGUUGCUGUCCCCUCCUGUUCCUCCCCGGGUCCCGAACCCAGGUCCUGACCGGACCAGACCACAGAGCCCAGUGUGGCUCCCGUGACCUGUGGGGCCAGUGGGCGCCAAGGGACUGUCCCACCCCGUGCGGCUCUGGGACUCUGGGAGAAAGCAGGCUUGGAGGGGCAUAGCAGCCUUUUCGCUCCUGUUUUUAACUAAACUUUUUUUUUAUUUUGUGGAUGUGACUGGUUUGACAACCUCGAGGGUGGGAUGGGGACAUUUUCAGGUUAUUCUCAGGUCUGUCCCCGAGAGAAGAGAGGGAACGCUGCUGGUGGCUCCUCAAGUGUGCGCCCUUGUCCCUGACGAGCCUCAGAGCCAGAAGCCAGCACUUGCACUUUGGUUGUGGAGAGCGGCAGCGGGUGGGGGUGGGGCGACAGGUGGGAGCCAGCCAGGGCUCCACACUGAGUCUGAGCGGGGGCCACCUGCCCUGGGCACGGAGGCUGGGCCCUCGGGGGCUCUGGGGGCGGAAAAGCCUUUCCUUCUGUCAUCCACUGAACACGACACUACAUAGCUUUCAUUUUAUUGUGCUUUUUUUUUUUCUUUUUGCACACUUGUAUGUACCGGGAACGGAUUGCCAGCCAUGCCUUUGACUGGGGUCUCUGUGCCCAGCCUGCGCCCUCCCCUCAGGCCUGGAGGGAAAAAUGGUGGGGACAGGGAGGCAUUGGAAGGGAGGGCCCUGUGUUUCUGGCAGCCAGCCCUGGGGGACCACUUCUUCACACCCGGGGGCCUCCUGUCGCCUGCAGGGCCCUUUCUGUGCCGUGUUCCUGCCAGGAGGGUCUGUGCCAUAAAGUCCCGAGUCGGGGCCUGGCUGGGUACGAAGGGGCUCUGGCCAUGCAGCCCAGCACCUCGACAUCACAAAAAGGGAAUGGCUUGGGGCAGCGGCGCCCUGAGCCAGCAGUGUUAGCCUUGGAGGUGCAGCCCUGGAGAGGCUGCCAUGCCAAGGUCCUGGGGGCGCAGGGCCGUCUCGGGAGAGCCCGGACAGUAGUCCUUGAAGCAGUGCCAACCCCAGGGCCACCGCCCUCCGGCCGCGUCCAGUUCCGGGUCCACAGCCCAGCCACAGGGAGCCCCUGCUCCAGGCACCCUCCCCAGAUGUCCCUGUGCCAAUGCCGGUGUCCAAGGGCAGCCAGCCAGCCUGGCACACACACCCUGGCCGUGCUUGUGUAUUCCACAGUCCUGAUUUCAGAUAACCUAAACCUUAAACUAUUUAAGAAAGACUA
Molecule: messenger RNA, 2785 nt
Organism: Heterocephalus glaber (naked mole-rat)
Lineage: Eukaryota; Metazoa; Chordata; Mammalia; Rodentia; Bathyergidae
Gene: Gna11
Product: G protein subunit alpha 11
Biological process (GO): phospholipase C-activating dopamine receptor signaling pathway; adenylate cyclase-modulating G protein-coupled receptor signaling pathway
Cellular component (GO): heterotrimeric G-protein complex; cytoplasm
Molecular function (GO): GTPase activity; G protein-coupled receptor binding; guanyl nucleotide binding
Source: RefSeq, a predicted model, not a curated record